AGAAAUGGAAAAACCUAUUUGUCAUUCUCCACCCCACUUCUGAUUUUCUCCUGCUCCUGUCUGAGACUUUCCCAGUCCUUCAACAGUCCCACAUUUUCAUCCUCUGUCCCCGCAAAAUCACAAAUUUCCCUCCUCCAUCUUCUCAGUUCAAUAGUUACCUUCUACCCAGACUUCAGCCUGGCCGGCACAACCAUUCCAGCUAAAGGGGAGGAGGACUUCCUCACGCUGGCCGCCUCACGGCUCAGCCGCAAGAAACGCGUCAUCGGGGCUGGAGUUGGCGUGGCCAUGGUCCUGGUCCUGCUGGUGGCGAUUCCCCUAUUGGUCCACACCACCAAGGGGGGAGGGUCGGGGGGAGGGAGCACGCAUUACGAGAUGCUCGGGAGCUGCAAGAUGGUGUGUGACACUUUCACCCCCCCACAGGGAGAGCUGACAGCCGUCUCCCCUCAACCCCCAGACUUCCCCAACCGCAGGGGCAAACAGGGCUUCAGAGGGAGCCCCGGACUUCCUGGUCCUCCAGGUCCUAAGGGGCCCCCAGGAGAGCCCGGUAAGCCCGGCCCGCCUGGUCCACCGGGACCUGGACCCGGCGGUUAUGGCUCUUCCUUCUACAGUCCUAAAAUCGCCUUCUACGCCGGCCUCCGCAAACAACACGAAGGGAGUGAGAUACUCAAGUUUGAUGACGUGGUGACCAAUGUAGGGAACUACUAUGAGCCGAGUACUGGCAAGUUCACCUGCCCUCUGCCUGGCAUCUACUACUUCACCUACCACGUCCUGAUGAGAGGCGGCGACGGGACGAGCAUGUGGGCCGACCUGAAGAAGAACGGGCAGGUGAGGGCAAGUGCAAUCGCUCAAGAUGCAGAUCAGAAUUACGACUACGCCUCCAACAGUGUCAUCCUGCACCUGGACGUCGGGGACGAAGUGUGCGUACAGCUAGACGGGGGCAAAGUUCACGGGGGAAACACCAACAAAUACAGCACCUUCUCUGGCUUCCUCAUCUACCCCGACUGACAGGAUCCUCUCAUUCUCUCACUCCCUCUCUGUAAUCAAGCAAAAAGUCUCCCCUCCUUUCUCCAUCUAACACACCGUCCCUCCAUAGUGUCAUUUGUCAUUUUGCUGCUGUCUAGUACAUGAUGUCAUGACCACAGUUAAUAGAGUUGGAAGAGAAUUUGUGUAAAAAAGAAUAUAGUAUUAUAUAUAUUAUCAGAUAACAUUUACUUCUGAUACACACAUCUGUGUGAUCAUCAUUCUGUGCCAUCUGUCAGCACGGCUAAAACACAUCAUUCACACCCUCGUUCACACGCACACAUUCAUCUGUACACACAUUAAUGCAGGUGUCGACACAUUAAUUAAACUCCAAUUGUUACUCUGAGACACGGUUUCAGCCGCCGGCCUGAAAUCCACUGAAAUGAUAUCUGUCAGUCGCAGUGUGAGUAUUUGGCUGCAGCCGCUCGCCUUGACUGAGAAAUGGAUUUUCAAUAUGGCCCUAGACACCAAACAAGAAAAGUCAUGAAUAUAUUGAUCACAGCUGAUAAAACAGCCAGCUUCAUGAUCGUAAUCCAACAUCUUGUAUGUCUGUGUCUUCAUGCCUGUGUGCGAGUGCAUAUGUGUGGGUCUGCCCUUGGUUUGUUGACGUGUGAAAAGCAUCCCAUCCCUGCUGCAGUCUGACUCCUGCAGCAGGGAGGAAAGGUGUCAAGUUGUUGGUAACAGUCCUUUAACACACACAGUAUAUCAAUACUGAGGUUUAGCUAUGAGAGUUUUCCUGAUCUCCUGACGGAGCCUCAUCAUAUCCUGCUAACAAGCCGAGGCCCCUCUACAGCCUCACCUCUCCAGACUGAAAUAGUUUGACACUUUAGGAAAUAUGCUCAUUUGCUUUCUUGCUGAGAGUUUGAUGAGAAGAUUAUGGCCUGCAGUGUGUUACGUAGCCAGUUUAUAGGGGAAAAGAAGUAAAACAUGUUGGAAAUCACAAGUGUUUACAGUUGCUCUACGUGUCCACACUGCUAGAUGGUGCUAAAAGCUGGUUGUCGUAGAAAGCUUAAACACUUCUUCCUCUCGUGGAAAGCUUUCAUCGGGCUGCACUCCCUCCCGAGUUUGCAGGAAAAGUGAUAGAAAUAGUUGUGUACUGAAUUAAAAACAGAGAGUGGCUCAAACCAUCUUUCCUUACCUCCGCGCUGCAGACAAAGGUUAAAUGUUGGUUUGUAAGAAAGUUCCUUCCCAAAAUGUGAAACUAUUUCUUUAAUUUUACCGUGAAUGUACACAUGUGAAGAUGUUUUUGAAAUGCAGGUGAUUGUUGUCGAUGUUUUACUGCCAUAUGCCAUACCUAUAGGUUCUCUGUGCCUUAUAAUAUCAAUUUAUUUUUCUUUUUUAUGCAUGAGAUAAUUUCCCUUGUUGAAUCUGAGCUACAUGAAGAAGCUGAUUCGUGUAAUACACACAGCGAUCUGACAGGGAUUUCCUAUUUCCAACGCGGGCAGCGGUCCUUCAACACGUUAAUACGUACUCGCUUGAUGAAAUGCAGAUGCUAACUGCAGACAGUGACUGUGAAUCUUUGUAUGUAGCUGGAUGUAACUCACUCCAGGUGGAACAAAAGAAGCAUGACGCUGUGUAAUUUAAAUUCUGCAUUCAAAAAAUAUAUAAAUAUGUUCAUGUAAGCAAAUUAUUGCAUUUAACAACAGUUUUUUUUCAUAUUAUGCUUAGACGGGUCCAAUAUAAAAAAUUCUUUGUAGGUUUAGUGCCACACAAGAGGAAAGCUUCAUAUUGGUCUAAUAAUACAUUUAAAACAUGUGGCAGAAACUUUAUCGUCCCACCACGCUGGGUAGCAUGACUGUACCCAGAUGAUAUUUGGAUGUGAAUUAUUCUGAUCAACUCUUCAUUCUUGUGCUGUAAUUGAAAAACCAUUAUGACGCUGUAUAUUGUACACAGACAUUUUCCCCCCCAAAGUGGCUUUACAUAACCUCUGUGCCAUGCUGCAUCUUACUGUGUGUGUUUCCUGGCGCUGUUACCUUUGUUUGCAAGCAGUAUGGAUUCAUCGCUGUCGCUGUACUUUGCGAGCUGAGUUGUGUGUAUUUGUUAUGUAUGAAAUCUGCAUAGAUUUUUCUCUGCCCUUGAAGACCAUGAAAUAUAAUAAAAAGAAAAUUCUGGAUUA
Acanthochromis polyacanthus (spiny chromis) is the source of this 3136-nucleotide messenger RNA. RefSeq names its product complement component 1, q subcomponent-like 4b (gene c1ql4b). Gene Ontology annotation, molecular function: protein binding. The transcript has 2 exons. The coding region runs from base 286 to 1005 and encodes 239 amino acids. The record is from RefSeq and is a predicted model, not a curated record. NCBI's taxonomy places the organism in Eukaryota, Metazoa, Chordata, Actinopteri, Pomacentridae.